Molecule: messenger RNA, 642 nt
Organism: Nerophis lumbriciformis (worm pipefish)
Lineage: Eukaryota; Metazoa; Chordata; Actinopteri; Syngnathiformes; Syngnathidae
Source: RefSeq, a predicted model, not a curated record
AUGGGGAGGCGGAAGCAGGAGAACGCCAAGGACCUGCCGCGGGGCGACCGGUUCCGAUUCUGCGGGGAUUUAGACUGCCCCGAUUGGGUGCUUGCCGAAAUCAGCACUUUGUCCAAAAUGUCUAGUGUAAAGAUGAAACUCCUUUGUGCGCAAGUACUGAAGGGUCUGCUCGGGGAGGGCAUUGAUUAUGAUAAAGUCACAAAGCUUACAGCUGAUGCAAAGUUUGAUAGUGGAGACAUCAAAGCCAGCGUGGCUGUCCUUAACUUCAUUUUGUCCAGCGCUGCAAAGCAUGAUGUCGAUAGUGAAUCUCUGUCCAGUGAGCUGCAGCAGCUAGGACUGCCUAAAGAACACACAAUGGGGCUGUGCAAAUCGUAUGAAGAUAAGCACUCUGCAGUGCAGGACAAACUGAGAGAGAUGAGUUUAAGAUUGGGUAGACUGGAGGCUGUGUCGUGGCGUGUAGACUACAUUGUGAGCUCCAGCGAGAUGAAGGAGGUCAACGAAGCGACCGUUCAGCUAAAGAUACAGAACGAAGAAGCCGGGUCGGGCACCUCGCAAAGCACUCUCGUCUCGCUCUCUGCCGACAAGUUCAGAGUCUUGCUUUCAGAACUCAAGCAAGCCCAGGCUAUGAUGAACGCUUUGUAA